UCUCCACGUGCCUGGCAGGCGCUGAUGAAGGUGCUGUCUGUCCGCAAGCCCCUGCUCUACAGCUUCCAGACCUCUCUGCCCAAGCUCCCUGUGCCCCCCGUGGAGGCCACCAUCACCCGGUACCUGGAGUCGGUGCGCCCGCUCAUGGAUGACGAGAAGUACAGUAAGAUGGAGGCUCUGGCCAAGGAGUUCAAGGAGAAGACAGCUCCACGGCUGCAGAAGUACCUGAUCCUCAAGUCCUGGUGGACAACCAACUACGUGAGCGACUGGUGGGAGCAGUACGUC
Molecule: messenger RNA, 285 nt
Organism: Aptenodytes forsteri (emperor penguin)
Lineage: Eukaryota; Metazoa; Chordata; Aves; Sphenisciformes; Spheniscidae
Product: carnitine O-palmitoyltransferase 1, muscle isoform-like
Exons: 3
Biological process (GO): carnitine metabolic process; fatty acid metabolic process
Cellular component (GO): mitochondrion
Molecular function (GO): carnitine O-palmitoyltransferase activity
Source: RefSeq, a predicted model, not a curated record